AUGUCGCAGAGCGUCGACUUGGGAUGGUAUCCUCCGAACAAUACCUCUAUCAACAACUUGACGGCGGUGUUGAACGAUGCCAAUGGAGUCUACGGCUUCAUCUUCGACACGUCCGAUACGUCGAUCGAGCAGUAUGGGACGUAUAACUGGUGCAACAUGCCUCAUGUGCGCAAGACCGAGUACGUCAAGCCAUCCGCCGAGUACGAGCUCCGGUACGUCGAGGUGAUCCAAAGACACCACAAGCGAACCCCAUAUGCCAGCAAUGCUUUCCCCGUAGAGCCGUACCACUGGAACUGCGAUGACCAGGGUCUGUAUUACUACGGUGAACCCCUUUCCAGCGACAAGCAGGCUGCCGAAGCCUAUUGGCAGGGCUACAUAUCGUCGGUUAACCCCUUUUCGCCGUCGGGCUGGAUCGGCACCUGCCAAUUUCCGCAGAUCACUGCCGGUGGGCUUGACGACUCCUGGGUUCACGGGCAAGAUCUGUAUGGCGUCUACCACGAUCUUCUUGGCUUCCUGCCCGCCAGAGACGAAGAUUGGCGCAGCAAGGUGACCUACCGUGUUACUCAGAAUGUCAUCACGAGCCAGGUUGCCGGCAUGCUGAUCAACGGAAUGUGGUUGACAACCGACCCGGUGCCCCUGACGAUCCAGGGUGUAGGGGUCGAUAGCCUGGAGCCGCAGUACAGCUGCAGCGUCGGCAACGACCUGUUCAACAACAUCAAGUCGUCCUCGAACGUCGCGUGGCAGAACCACCUGGACGCCGCCACGGACCUGUUCGGCACCCUCGACGACAUUUCCGGAGUGCCUUCGACCGACUCUGGAUUCCACGCCAGCUUUGAUCACUACUACGACAACCUCUCGGCUCGACAAUGCCACGCCAAACCUCUGCCGUGCAAGUUGGUGGACGGGGUCAAGUCGAUCACUUGCGUGGAUCAGACCCUGGCCGACGCGGUCUAUCGUAUGGGCCAGUGGGAGUAUUCGCAGAUCUACCGCGAUGCUCGAUCUUCCCUCGCCGCGUCGGCCACUUCAUAUGGAGUGUGGAUUGCCGAACUGAGCGCCCAUCUGCGUGAUGCAAUGGCCGGUGAACCAGGUCCAAUCUACUUUCAUAACGUGGCCCACGACGGAUCCGUCAGCCGACUGCUGAGCGUUCUCCAGGCUGAUGUCAUGGUGUGGCCUGGGAUGGGCAGUGAAGUUGUGUUCGAGCUCUAUAGACGGUCCAACAUGGCGACGCCAACAUCGACGUCCAACAGUGAGGUGUCGACGCCCACGUCGUCCAGUGAAAGUGGCUAUUAUGUACGCGUUCUGUUUGGUGGCCAGAAACUCAGAUCAUCAAACCCUAGUCUCGGUCUGAUUGACAUGCUGUCGGUCGAGACGCUGCUGGCAUAUUUUGACGGCUUGGCUGGUAUAAAUGCCAGCUUAGUGGUUGGUAAAUGUAACGGUACAAUCCCAACGUAG
This is a messenger RNA of Anthostomella pinea, 1452 nucleotides long. Lineage: Eukaryota; Fungi; Ascomycota; Sordariomycetes; Xylariales; Xylariaceae. The record is from the annotation of a GenBank genome assembly.